AUGCCUCAACGGCAGCAGCAGCGGCAGCAGCAGCAACGACAGCAACAGCAACAGCAGCGUCAGCAGCAACAGCAGCAGACACAGGCGAUGCUGCGAAUGCGCUUUCUGCUGCUGCUGCUGGUGCUGCUGCUGGUAACAGAUUCAUCAGCAGCAGCAGCAACUGCAGCCAGAGCAGCAGCUCCCACUGCAGCAGCAACAGCAGCAGCAGCAGCAGCAACAGCAGAGCGGCAUCCUGGAAAUGGAGGCCAAAGCAAAGAGCUUCAAAGCCUACCACAGAAGUUGUACUUCUGGGGCAGCAGCAACAGCAACCAGAGCAAGAGCAGCAGGAGCAAGAACUGCAGCAGCAGCAGCAGCAGCAGCACGAGCAGGAACAGCAGAAGAUACAGCAGCACCAACUGCAGCAUGAGUGCCCAUGCGUCAUCGCCGCGGCUGCAUGAUUUGCUGCCGCAGCAUCUGCAGCAGCAGCAGCAGCAGCAGAGCUUGGAGCAACAGCAGCACGAACAACAGCAGCAACAACAGCGGCAGCAACAGCGGAAAAAGCAGCAGCAGCAGCAGCAGCAGAAUCAGCAGCAGAAACAGCAGAAAAAGCAGCAGCAAGGGCAAACAAGUCUGGAGGGUUCCUUACCCUCACGUGCUAUCCUGAAAGCAAAAGAGCACACAGCAGCAGCAGCAGCAGCAGCAGCAGCAGCAGCAACAGCCGAAGCAGCAGCAGUAGCAUUAGUAGCAUAUGACAGAGCUGCUGCUGCUGCUGCUGCUGCUGCUGCCUCUCGGAGGUUGUCAGGCUCAACGAACCCAGUGAGUUCUUUGGCUGGCUGCUGCCUCCUUAACGCUAAACCCUAA
Eimeria necatrix is the source of this 840-nucleotide messenger RNA. RefSeq lists its product as hypothetical. The record is from RefSeq and is a predicted model, not a curated record. NCBI's taxonomy places the organism in Eukaryota, Apicomplexa, Conoidasida, Eucoccidiorida, Eimeriidae.